ACAAAAAAGAGAGAAGAAAUGGCCUAUUCUUUCUGCUAUGCUGACCUCUGGUAUGCUUUCUUCAUGAUCACCUUAUUACAGGUGCAUUCCACUCCGCCGGAGGAUCCCAUUAAAUGCACCCAUAAUAACGCCACCAAAAACUGCACCGUCACCAACUCCUACGGCGCCUUCCCGGACCGCGCCGUCUGCCGCGCCGCCGCGGUGGCGUACCCGAGAACCGAGGAGGAGCUCCUCGCCGUCGUCUCGAACGCCACCAAACAGAACCGGAAAAUGAAAGUCACGACCCGGUUCUCCCACAGCAUUCCCAAGCUGGUCUGCCCGGACGGCGACGACGGUCUACUCAUCAGUACCAAACUCCUUAACCGGACGUUGAAAGUUGAUAACCGGAGCAUGACGGUGACGGUGGAGAGCGGGGUGAGUCUCCGGGAACUGAUCAGCGUGGCGGCGGAGGCGGGGUUGGCUUUGCCGCACGCGCCGUACUGGUGGGGGGUGACGGUGGGAGGGAUGAUGGGGACCGGAGCUCAUGGGAGUUCGCUAUGGGGCCGGGGGAGCUCCGUUCAUGAUUACGUUGUCGGGGUUCGGAUUGUCACUCCGGCGUCGCCGGAGAAAGGGUAUGCCGCCGUCCGGCAGCUUGGUGAAGGUGAUCUGGAGAUAAAUGCAGCAAGGGUUUCUUUAGGAGUUCUUGGAGUGAUCUCACAGGUGACCCUUAAACUUGAACCGAUGUUUAAACGGUCAGUAACUUACGUGGAGGAAAAUGACACAAAUUUGGGGGAAGAAGCAGCCACGUUUGGAUCCCGUCACGAAUUUGGAGAUAUCACUUGGUUUCCAAGCCAGCGAAGAGUCGUGUAUCGCGUUGAUGAUCGUGUCCAGACAAACACGUCCGGCGAUGGCCUUAAUGACUUCUUGGGAUUCCGAUCCAUGUCUUCGCUUUUGUUAAACUUCAUAAGAAUUGCAGAGGAAAAUCAGGAAUUACUCAAUGACGCGUAUGGAAAGUGCACAAGUGCAGAUACAGCCAUGUUAUUCUUAAAAGGAGCUUCUUAUGGACUGACCAACAAUGGUGUCAUCUUUACGGGGUACCCUAUAAUUGGAUACCAAAAUCGGCUCCAAUCAUCUGGCACAUGCCUAGACAGCUUAAAUGAUGGAUUACUAACAGCUUGCCCAUGGGAUCCUAGAGUGAAGGGACUAUUUUUUCACCAAACAACAUUUAGCAUUAGCCUAUCAAAGGUGAAGGGUUUCAUACAAGAUGUGCAAAAGUUGGCGAGUUUGGACACAAGAUCUUUGUGCGUAGUGGGACUAUACAAUGGCAUUCUCAUGAGAUAUGUCACAGCUUCAAAUGCAUACUUAGGAAAACAAGACAAUGCCAUAGACUUCGACAUUACCUACUAUCGAAGCAAAGAUCCUACGGCCCCGAGGCUUUAUCAAGACGUCUUAGAAGAAAUCGAGCAACUCGCAGUUUUUAAGUAUGGCGCCUUGCCACAUUGGGGGAAGAACCGAAAUGUUGCUUUUAUAGGGGCAAUCAACAAGUAUGCAAAGUUUGAUGAGUUUUUGAAGGUUAAGGAAAAGUAUGAUCCUUCAGGGUUGUUUUCGAGUGAUUGGACUGAUCAGAUUUUGGGUCUCAAAGAAGGAUUGACCAUAAUAAAAGAUGGGUGCGCUUCCGAAGGGUUGUGUAUAUGUUCACAAGAUUCUCAUUGCGCUCCCAGUAAGGGGUAUUAUUGUCGAGCCGGAAAGGUGUACAAAGGUGCUAGAGUAUGUGUCAAGUUAAGCAACAGUUCAUCAGAAUUUGCGCUUAAAUUAAUGUAAUUACUCAUACGAAAAACUAUAAUGACAUACUUUUUUUAUCCGUUCUUCAUCAAAUAUUCAUUGAGGCGAUUAUACCACACACGUCUAGUUUGGUUUAGUCCAUAUAAUGACAUUUCAAUUUUUAUGGAAAAUAAGUCUCUAGUUUUGAGCUAAAAGCGGCACCGG
Molecule: messenger RNA, 1965 nt
Organism: Cuscuta epithymum
Lineage: Eukaryota; Viridiplantae; Streptophyta; Magnoliopsida; Solanales; Convolvulaceae
Source: the annotation of a GenBank genome assembly